UCUAAUUCCUUUUGCAGUUCUUUUCUAGCUUUGUUUUAUUUUUAUUCACAUGUUUUGAGCAUUUGAUUUACCCAUGGCUGAUGACAAAAGGCAACAAAAAUCAAAGCAGCCUCGCACAUCUCCGUUGGGCCUCUCGCCCAAGGAUUUGGCAAGCACUAUACCCAUGCUCCUGUGGAAACUAGGCGUGGCUCUGGGCUGCAAUAGUGCCAAGUUGGAACAUGGGAAAGCGUUCAUCAAACCGGAAACUCGUAUGAAAAUCAAACUUAACGAUUUUCGGCAACGCUUCAAGCAAUUGCAGUCAACGGAGGAUGUGCAAGAGCAACGUCUUCAAGAGCAUCGCUAUAAGCUCUUUCUGCAUCUGUAUCGGUUGCUGUUGCGCGUCGAGCCCAACGAAACGAAACGUCAGCAAUAUCUAGCAUUUUGCUAUCAUCUUUUCGAUGAGGAAAAGCCGCCGAAAAUGCAGCUGGAUGGCAAACUGAAAUAUCAGGAAGACUUGACGGAAACCCUCAUUUCCUUAGCCCAAAAGGUGCUGCAUCUAAAUGAGAAGCAACUGCUCGUUGGAAGCUCGUCUAAAGUAAAAACUCACGACGUUUUUCAACUGAGUUUUUCCACUGGGCAAUGUAAAUUUGCAAUAGUUCGCUGUCGGGUCAAGGGCUUGCGCUGGGAGCUGGCAGUCUGCGAGAAAAGUUAUGGUCGAUCGAAUCGAAAUACCAUGGACGAACGGAGGCUGCUCAGAGAUAAGGAAUUGAAAGUCAUUUUUAAGGCACACUCGAAGAGUCAGGUACAAUCCUCAGAUACAAUGACUCACGAGGAUCUCCAUGCUCAGCUGCGAGGCUAUUCAGAUGUGCGGGAACUAAAAGCUGCUGAGCAAAAUGCGAAUUCUUUGAGCCUCCCAAGGGAUAGGUGUGAGGCGGGCACUCAGUUUAUGGAGCCUGUUCAGACUGUUGCGAUAUUCCAAAACAGCAAGAGCAUCAAUGAGACCUCUGAGGUCGGCUGCCAGUUCACAGAUCCCAUUAUAUAUGUGGUAUCGAAUAAGUCCCAACAAACGGAAUCUUCGGCCACGCAGCUGGAUCAAGGCGUUCAAACUUAUCUGAAUGCACGCAGUGCAGAUAUUGCGACAACUACCGAUGAUUUGACGAUGACGAAGGCCGAGCUCUCGCCAACAUCUAUCGAGCUACAUGGAACAUUACCCACUGGAUCGAUAAGCACGCCAGAAUCGAUAGCAACAAAUUAUUCAGGCGAUUGCAGGCAGAAUACAUCGUCACUGAACAGAUUGCGACAACAUUUCAUACUGACAACAUCUGAAGAGAUACUGCCAGAAAUCGUGUACAGGUCAAUACCGGAAGAGCAAGCGAACGACAGCUCGAGAGUGCAGCAUAAAUCGAUAAGCUCUUCGACACCGCCGCAAAAAAGUGCGCCACCAAACGAGGAAUUUAAAGAUUGGAUUAUCACGGAAUCCGAAGAAAUGUUGCCAGAAAUCAAUGAGACAAUAAUGCAUCAACAGUUUGCACCGAGUGUGUUGAUAACACAGGGCACCUUGCUGGCCUCUGAACCGAACCUUAGUGCGUAUUCGUCGACAGAAAAAUUCAUUACGCAAGCUGAUACAAAAAUCGAUCAGCCUCCAAUAUCAGUUGAACGAGAAUCAACUCCUUUAAUAAAAUAUUCAAAGGAAAUGAUUAGCGAGCCGAUAACAGCGCAGCACUUGACACCUAAAGAGGCUUUAAUACCAAUCGAUCACUCAGUCGAUCUAACGUUGAACACUGAGAAAGCUUUAAAAAAGGACGUGCUAUUGAACACAGAGCAAAAACCUCUUAACGAUACUCUUGGCAUGCUAGUGUUAACCACGGAAAUGCUUGCGAAAAUCCAUAGCCAGCUGGAUCAGCUGAAAAUGAUGCCGAAUCGAUCGAUAGCAGAAGAAUCGAUAAAUGUCAAUUACGUAGAGCCAUCUCUGCCUGCUUCAACCAAAAGGCAACAACAGCUGAAAACUGAGAAAUCUAUUAAACUGACGGCAGUUACCGACUCACCGAUAAGUCACGAAGCGUUGAAGGCUGAUAAUGCAUCGAUAACACAGCCAGACAAGGCUCCAAAUAUGCAAGAGCUCGUAGAUCCGCUUACGUCGAAUACUGAUUUACCGUUAAAAGGGACCCCAGUCAUGUUGGCAAAUAGCCAGGAAACUAAAGGAGAAUCUAAGGCAAGUCAUCUAGAAAUCAAUCUGUCGAUAAAUCCGCAAGAUUUAAUACUCGAAAGCCAAUCUAAUCAAACUUUGCCUUUGAAAGUUUCCCAGAGUUCCAUGACUCAAGCCAUGCCACAAGAUAAUGAGUUAGCCUCUGAUAGACAGAUCAGUGAGGAAUACCCAUUGUCCGACUCAUACAAGUGGCCGACGGAACUGGAAACUGAAGAAAAGCCAAAGCAAACUUUGACAGCGAUCAAGAAGCCGCUAAAGCACGAUUACCGAUCGAUAACUUUAGAUAGCUCGCAAAGAUCGGAGCCAUUCACUGAUACACAGAGCGCAAUAUUUAAGAAAAUCAAGAAAUUCAUAAGAAUCGUGCAGCCAACAGAUCAGCUGAUGAGAGAGACAAGCGAGGACGGACGGACGGACAACCAACUAGAGACUACAGAAGACUCUGCGAAAAUCGUGUCCGCAAGCCAAGAGUCGAUACCCAAUAACCAAUCGAUAUCAAAAAGUGGAUUUACAUUUUUGAAAGUUUCCGAAAACGUCAACAGCCCAGACAUUGCCACGUUAACAGCGGCCGCUCAGCCAGCGACUGCUGCUCUACCUAGAUGGCAGCAUCAGCGCCACGUCAUAGCUGCAUCGCACUUCAUUAUCAAGCAAUUCAAAUGCAAUCCCGCCUAUCAGUGCUCUCCUCUGCAGCCCGAUGCGCCCGAUUUCUAUGAGCAGUGGAAGCAGUUCCAUGAGAUUGUGGCACCACAGGCCAACUCGACCAUCAAUGUCGCUGCUAUCAAGAGGCGCCUCAAGACAUAUUUGCGCUGCGUGCGCAAGCAAUAUUUAUACCAGCCGGCGCAGUGCAUGGCAGCGGUCGGGAAGUGCCAGCUGCAGCAGCUGCUCACCAAGGAGGAGCUGCAGCAAUACGAGACUCUGCGCUGGCAGCAUCGCGAUCGUGGCUUGGCCGUGGAGCUGUCACCGGAGGAUCGACUGCGUGAUGCGCUGCACGCCCUCCUGGGCUAUGAGUGCCAGCAGCUGCGCGCCUCGGCGCUGGGUCCACGCCUGAUGCUCCGUUCGCCACAUCAUCAGCAGAACAUAAGUGAGUCCUACUUGCUGCUCGCCCUUGCCGAGGUGGGCUACUACUACAGAUGCCUGCAGCAGCAGCAGGAGCAGCUGCAGCAACUCUGCGAAUGUGGCCGUGCCCUGAUGCCGUGCCUCAUCGUCGAGCUGCACGAGUAUUCGCGCUUCUAUCAGCGCCAAAUGGAGCAGCCAACAAGUCUCAUUCAGUUGUUCUAUCAGACGCGCUGCUACGUGCAUCGCUUUCAGUGGCUGCUACAGCUGUGCGGUGGCCUGAGCCGUCAGCAGUCGCCGCUGCUGUAUCUGCAACAUCAGCUGGGCAUAGGCAGCGCCGAUUAUGAUAUGCUGCUCAAGAACUGGUUACAAGCCGCCGCUGCGCCGCUGCUGACAAGGAUUAGGAACUGGCUACAGCUCGGCGUGCUGCCGGCCACUGAGUUCUUCAUUGUGGAACACGCUGAGUGUCCAGUGGAGCGCUACUGGCUGCAGCAAUUUGAGCUGCUGCCACAGCAAUUGCCGCACUUUCUAAGCAUGCAGCUGGCCCAGCAGCUAUGCUCAGCUGGCCGGAAUCAACACUUCGCGCGUCAAUUUCUGGGCAGCCAGCUGAGGCUGGCGACGCCGGCGACCGAGCUGGAGCAGCAGCUGACGGCGGCCUGUGUCAGCAGCUUUCGGGAGCUGGACGCGCAGCCGCUGGGCGAGCUAAUGGGCACGCUGCAGCUGGAUACAUCGCGGCAGCUGUUCAGACAGCUGCAGCAGUUGCAUCCCAGUCCCUUGGAGCUAUUAAGUCGCCUACAUCAAUAUUUGCUGCUAACGGACGUGGAGUUUGUGCGCGAGAUGAUUGAGCUGCUGGAGCCGGCAUUGGAACAGCCCGUCGAGUGCUACAGCACCCGACAGCUCAACAACAUGCUGGAUCAGCUGCUGUGCGCGUUUAACAAGCCGCUCUAUGUGGCCAAAGGGGACCAGCAGGGCACUCACUGCUGGUGCUGCUUUCUGUUGCGCUGGCAUCAGCCGAAUCACUGGAAAGCCCUGCUGGGUGAACGCCUCGGGCAGUACGAGUCGGGCUUUGCCUGCCUCUGGCAAUUGCACUAUGCGGACUAUGUGCUCAACGAGCGCAUUCGACGGCAACAGUCGCAUUUUUGGGAGCGCAUCAAUUUGUGGCAAUCGCCGGAGGCGCGACAGGUGAGGGAUCGCUUCGAUCAGUUCAUCGAUAGGCUGCAGGACUUUAUGCUGAAGUUGCGCUGCUAUAUGCUCGAGAAUGUGCUGGACAGCGCCUAUGAGGAGCUCUCCCUGGGCUACAGUGCAGUGAAGACUCUGGACGAACUGCUGCAACGUCAUGGCCUAUAUAUGGAUAGGAUUCUGAAAGGGCUCUUGCUAAGCAGUGAUUACUCCCGGCUGCGUCUGCUCUUGAUGAGGCUCUAUGAACUCAUCUUCCAGCUGGAUGUGAUGCAGCAGAAGUUUCUAUCGAACUGCCAGGUCUUCUCUGCGGUUGACAUGUCGCAACGGCUGCAGGAGCAGCGCAGCUACUGUCAGAGCACCUGCCAUGCCAUACACGAUCUGGAACAGGACUUUCAAUUGGUUUUGGCCAACUUGUUGCUGGGCCUCUAUAACACCAAUGAGGCGCAGUUCUGCGCCUUGGCCAAGAAAUUGGAUCAAAGCGGGUAUUACGAGCACCGUUACAAAGAAUUGAAAAUCGUGCACACUUUUCGCUAUCAACGAAAAUUCAAAAUUCCAAAGAAUCCUUAAUUGGCAGACUCAGAAAUCGAACAUGAAUCC
This is a messenger RNA of Drosophila hydei, 5011 nucleotides long. RefSeq lists its product as uncharacterized. Gene Ontology annotation, molecular function: microtubule minus-end binding; gamma-tubulin binding. Bases 74 to 4981 code for a protein of 1635 amino acids. The transcript is spliced from 2 exons. Gene Ontology annotation, biological process: microtubule nucleation; spindle assembly; cytoplasmic microtubule organization. Gene Ontology annotation, cellular component: equatorial microtubule organizing center; centrosome; spindle pole. The record is from RefSeq and is a predicted model, not a curated record. Lineage: Eukaryota; Metazoa; Arthropoda; Insecta; Diptera; Drosophilidae.